Molecule: messenger RNA, 672 nt
Organism: Procambarus clarkii (red swamp crayfish)
Lineage: Eukaryota; Metazoa; Arthropoda; Malacostraca; Decapoda; Cambaridae
Source: RefSeq, a predicted model, not a curated record
AUGUUCCUGCCACAAACUUUACCGCCAAAAGUCCCCCAGCAGCAGCAGCAGAGGGCCCUCACCAGCAGCAGAGGGCCCUCACCAGCAGCAGAAGGCCCUCACCAGCAGCAGAGAUCCCUCACCAGCAGCAGAGGGCCCUCACCAGCAGCAGAGGGCCCUCACCAGCAGCAGAGGGCCCUCACCAGCAGCAGAGGGCCCUCACCAGCAGCAGAGGGCCCUCACCAGCAGCAGAGGGCCCUCACCAGCAGCAGAGGGCCCUCACCAGCAGCAGAGGGCCCUCACCAGCAGCAGAAGGCCCUCACCAGCAGCAGAAGGUCCUCACCAGCAGCAGAAGGCCCUCACCAGCAGCAGAAGGCCCUCACCAGCAGCAGAAGGCCCUCACCAGCAGCAGAAGGCCCUCACCAGCAGCAGAAGGCCCUCACCAGCAGCAGAAGGCCCUCACCAGCAGCAGAAGGCCCUCACCAGCAGCAGAAGGCCCUCACCAGCAGCAGAAGGCCCUCACCAGCAGCAGAAGGCCCUCACCAGCAGCAGAAGUUAGAAAAUAUAACAGAAACAAGUGGAAAAACCAAAGGAAGUAUUAGAGAUACGGUGAAGAGUGUUAAGAGGCAAAAGAAGAAAUUAAGACACAUGCGGGCAGAAUACUUUGAAAGUCUGAUGGAUGGAAAUGAUUGA